AUGGAUGAAACAAAACUACCAAAAUUAUUUAAUCAAUCAACAUUUUCAUAUCGUAUACUUGGUGGUGCAACUGUACUUCGUCCUAAUUAUAAUGGAAAUCGUGUAAUAGCAGCAGGACAACAAAAUUUUCAAUUACUUGCUAUUAAAGAAGUUGAUGGAACUGAACAAUUCGUUAAAGAACAUGACUUUCGUAAUGGAUUUAGAUCGUCGAAUACAGCAUUACAACCAACAGAUAUUGCAUGGAAUCCACAUGAUGAGACUUGUUUUGCAUCAGCAAGUACAGCUGGUCUUUUAAAUAUUUGGGAUAUCCAACAACCUAUACUGAAUGCUCAAGUUAAAAUUCAUAAUGCAACUAUAAAUCGUAUUCAAUUCCAUCCAACAAAUCAGAAAGUGUUAUUAACAGCAUCACAAGAUGGAUAUGCGAAGUUAAUUGAUUUUCGAACAUAUAAUACAAAUAAAGUUGUUGCAUCAUUUCGUCAUGUUAGUGAAGAUGGAUUUCGUGAUAUACAAAUUAAUCCAGAAAAUCCAUUUUUAUUUGCUGCAGCAUUAAAUGAUCAAUGUAUUGUACCACUUUGGGAUAUUCGAAGCAUUCAAACACCUGUUAUGGUAUUAACAACAGCAGAUAGAACGUUAUGUCUUGCAUGGAAUAUGAAUAAACCUUAUUGGCUUGCUACUGGUGGUCGAGAUCGGACUAUACGAGUUUGGAAUACACAAGAUAGUAAUGUUCGACAAGAACCUUUAUUUAAAGUUCAAUCAUUUGGCACAGUGUCUAAACUUAGUUGGCGUCCAUCGUGUCAUUAUCAUAUAGCAUGUUCAACACUCUUAGUAGAUCCACGUAUUCAUGUUUGGGAUGUUAGACGUGCUUAUCUACCAUAUGCAUCUUUUUGUCAUCAUCAAAAUACAAUUGGUGAUUUUUCAUGGCGUCCAAAUUCUGAUAAUCUUCUGUCAAUUAGUCGCGAUGAGAACUUAGUUCAUGCUCAUAUAUCAAGUGCAAUAAGAACUGAUCAAUUUGCACCUUUAUUUUCAUUAAAUGCUACAUCAAAGGGUCAUGUUUAUUCUGCUAUGCCAAAUAUUGAUAAUGAUUAUAUUCGUGCAUUAUAUUCUGAACAUCAUAUUCCAACGUCAUUUACAGGACUAAAAAAAUGUUAUUCAGAAGAAAUUAUGUCAACAUUUUUAAAAUGGAAUAAAACAAUUCCUGGCAAAUCUAUUGUUGGAAUUUAUGCAAAUUCUUCAAUCGAUAAUUCCGUUGAAUCAUUUCAUAAAUUUGCAAGAGGAUGGACAUUUGGAAAUGGUGAUAAAUCAUCUCAAUCAUUGAUUGAAAUAUGUGAUAUGAAUAGUAUUGUUGCUGAACAAUUGCAAAGACCAGAUUUAAGAGCAACAUGGGAAGUAAUUAAAAUGAUUUAUGCUGAUUGUGAUGGUCUACAAGCUUAUCGAAUGCAUUCAUCGAGAAAUACACCAUCAACAACAAAAAAUCGUCAUAUAAGUGACUCAUUAAGUGGUCAUAGACAUCAUCAUCACCAUCAUCAUCAUCAUAAUUAUCUUCAACACAUAGCUUCAAUGGCAAAUAGUACAGAAAUGCAACAACAAGAUAAUGAAUCGAAUGAAGAAUUAAAUGGAAGAAAACGAAUUAAAUCACAAGAUCAAAUAAUACCACCAAAUUCACAAAUGGAAAUGAUUGAUGAUGCUGAUACAUAUAUUGUACGAGAUGUAUUAACGGAUGAUAUUAUCUUUAUUACUCCUGAAGAUGCAUUAAAUAUUAUGAAUGGUUAUGAUAUGUUAUAUGAGAACGAAUAUGAUAUUGAUACUAUGCAUGAUGGAAUGCCAAUGGCAUCAAAUGAAACACCAUCAAUAAUAAAUGGUGAUAGUGAUAUGAAUGGUCUUCCAUAUGAUAGAGUAUCUAAUCGAUAUCAUGAUGCAAUAAUGACGAUGAAAGAGAAUGAAUUUGGACCUGUGCCUGAUUUUGAUAGUCCUGAUAGUGCUAUGCCUGAACCAAUGCCACAUAUGCUAACAGAUGAUUCAGAUAAAUUUUUUACAAUUGAUGAAAGUUAUUGUCCAACAAUGCAAAAUCAUCCAUUAAUUUUUGAUGAUGUUAUAAAACAAACAAUAUGGUAUUAUGUUGAAAAUAAUGAACUUCAAGUAGCAGUUCAUCUUUUACUUGCACUUUAUCCAAAACUUGGUGAUCGUAAAAUUUUACAAUUAUUUAGUGCUGCACAUUUUAAUUGGAUUAAAAUAUAUAUUGAAUUAUUACAAAAAUUACGUUUAUUUGUUAAAGCUAAACAAAUAACAAAACAUUGUUUAGAAAAAGAAAAAAUUCCAUUAAAUUAUGAUUCAAGUGAUUAUGAUGGUACACUUAUACUUGCUGCACAAUCACCAACACUUAAACGUCCAACAACAUCUACAAUUCCAUCAGCAACUAAAAAUCCUUCGUCUACACCGAAAGAUUUUAUGUGUACGAUUUGUCGAAUACCAUGUCGAGGUGUAUUUUCAUUUUGUGGUGUUUGUUUUCAUGGUGGUCAUAUCGAUCAUAUUCGAACUUGGUUUAAUACUCAUGAUGAAUGUCCGUAUGGUUGUGGUCAUCGAUGUAAAGAUCGUGAUACACAAAAUCGUCGUUCACGUGGUAUUUCUCAACGUUUUACUUCAAAAUCACCAUUUGUCUUUCAACAGUGA
Messenger RNA from Adineta steineri, 2667 nucleotides. NCBI's taxonomy places the organism in Eukaryota, Metazoa, Rotifera, Eurotatoria, Adinetida, Adinetidae. The record is from the annotation of a GenBank genome assembly.